CGCUUCUAUAUUAGUUCAUGAUUAUAGUAUGUUUCCGUUUCGAACCUCUUUCUGUGAAGUUUUCGAUACGCAACGUGGUAUUUUUACUCAUUAGUAGAAAUUCAUUGAAAUUUGAAGAGAAAAAAAGAAAACUCGCGAUAUAAAAUGACUUGCAAACGUAGGAAUGGAGGACGUGCCAAGCAUGGUCGUGGCCAUGUCAAUCCAGUUCGCUGCACCAACUGUGCUCGUUGCGUUCCUAAGGACAAAGCGAUUAAAAAGUUUGUAAUAAGAAAUAUUGUCGAGGCUGCUGCUGUUAGAGAUAUAACAGAGGCUAGCUUUUACCAGUCCUAUCAGCUGCCGAAAUUAUACGCCAAGCUCCACUAUUGUGUCUCUUGCGCUAUUCACUCUAAAGUGGUGCGUAAUAGAUCCAAGGCUGAUCGUCGUAUCAGAACACCUCCUGUCCGCAAUUUCCCCAGGGAUUUGCGUCAAGGCCAGCAGAACAGGAAAUAAUUUUAUUAUGUAAAAUUAAAAUUACAAUAAAAAUACAUAAAACUAA
Camponotus floridanus (Florida carpenter ant) is the source of this 535-nucleotide messenger RNA. RefSeq names its product 40S ribosomal protein S26 (gene RpS26). Lineage: Eukaryota; Metazoa; Arthropoda; Insecta; Hymenoptera; Formicidae. Gene Ontology annotation, cellular component: cytosolic small ribosomal subunit; ribosome. Gene Ontology annotation, molecular function: structural constituent of ribosome; mRNA binding. The coding region runs from base 145 to 489 and encodes 114 amino acids. Gene Ontology annotation, biological process: translation. The record is from RefSeq and is a predicted model, not a curated record. The transcript is spliced from 3 exons.